Molecule: messenger RNA, 7684 nt
Organism: Nezara viridula (southern green stink bug)
Lineage: Eukaryota; Metazoa; Arthropoda; Insecta; Hemiptera; Pentatomidae
Source: the annotation of a GenBank genome assembly
AUGGCAGCACUAGAUACGCAAGAUAAAUUUUGGUUUUCAUUUUCAUUUCAAGAGAUUAUACUAUCUUAAUUUUUAGAAUGAAUAAUACUAAGAGAUUUUUUAUCACCCUUAUAAAAUUUUAAGAAAUACUGGAGAGUUGUUGUUUAUUUUUAUUUAUAUUCAGUAUUCAUAACCAGUUCCAAUGAAGCCGAUAUAAACGAGGAGCGUCUCCAUUUUCUCACUUUGUGAGUAAAGGGCUCCUCGAGUUGAAGAUAACAUUUUCGACUCGAAAUCUUCCCAUAUUGUACGAAAAGAUAACAAACCGAGACCAAAUGGACUCGGACAGUUCACAAGAUGGCGAUGACCGCCAAAAUGGUUGUAGAAGAAGGGAUUGGGAGAAUCGUCAAAACAGUGAUGUUUCUGAUGAUGAAAAUUUCUCUCGUGGAGCAAAAUCUAUUGACUCACCUCCUGAAUCCCCACCUAGAGGUGGAGGGAAUUUAGAUUCACCUCCUGCAUCUCCAGCACAAGGAGUUGAAUCUCCACAUUCUGUGUAUUCUGGUAGCAGGAGUGGAGGAAGUAGUGCUGAAGGUACUCCAGACUAUCCUCAAAGCCCAGAUUCACCUCCUCCUAAAUCUCCUGCUAGUCCAGACAGAGCUGAUAGCAGAAGCCGACUUACAGAAAGAGAUGACAGUAUCAGCCCUGAUAGAGGUAAUAGUAGAAUCGGUGAAAGAGAAGAUAGUUCAAGCCCAGUUCCAGGUAGUGGUCAUUCUGGAGUGAGGAAUGACAGUCCAAGUCCUGGCAGAGACAAUAGUCCAGGAUCAUACAGAGAUAGAAGUGAAAGUCCUGAUAGGCACAAUGUUAGAGCUAGAGGCCGGGAUGUAAGCCUAAGUCCUGAAAGAGACACUAGGCACUCAUCAGAAAGAGAUGAUAGUCAGAGUCCUGAAAGAAGGAAUAGACAAGCAAGUAGCAGAGAUAGAAGUAUCAGUCCUACUAGGGAAUACAGUAGAAAUACAAGUAGUAAAACUGGAGAAUCUAUUGACAGAUAUAGCAAGCGAAGUUUUAGUCAAAGUCCUAAUGGUACUUAUUCAUCACUCAGAAAUGCUAGGUUUGCCAGUCCUGAGAAUAGUGAUAGUCCCAGGAGAGUAUAUCAUGAAAAAGAUAGUCAUCGAAGUAGUGUUAUGAAUCGAAAUCGUAGUCAGAGUCCUGAUAUUAAAUAUAGUUCUAGUCCUACCAGACAGGAUAAUCGUGAUAAGAAAAGUAAAGGUAAUAAAUCAAAAAGUCCUGAUGAUCGUACUACCUCAUACAGAAAUGAAAAUUCUCAGGAAUGGCCGGCAAGCCCUCCAACAGUAGAUUCAACUAGCAAUAAAGGAUCUCCAAAUAGAAAUAAAAUUGCAAGUCCUAGUAGUAUUGGUAGUUCAAGUCCAGUAGCAAAAAAAAGUAAAUACGACACAAGAGAUGAUAGUCCAGAUAGCCAUGCUCAGAGUAUAAGUAGUCGUGACAGUAGUCCUACUGAUGAGAGAAAUUUUCAUAACAUUAGAAAUCAUGUUAGAAAUAAGAGCUCCAAUGAAAGAAGCAAUCUGUCUUCUCCUGAAAGAAAUCUGAAAAAAGGUCGUCUUCACAAAGAUAAUGCUAGAAGUAAACACAAUCGUGAGAAACAUAAAAGUCCAAAUUAUAAACGUGUCAGUCCCAGGAGGCAUUCUGAUUCUGAUGGUAGAAGCAAUAUAUCUUCCGAUUCCUCUAUUGGCUCUCCAUCACCGAAAUCUAGAAGCCCUGAGCCCAAACGUGGUAAUAAGACUGAUAAAGUGGAGAUCAAAAGUCAUGGGGAAGACCUUUCUGAUGUGUCAGAUAUUGAGAGCAUUGGUUCUGAUGAAGAGCAGAAAGCAAAGGAAGUGAAAAAGAUUGAAAAAGAGAAAGAAGAAAAAGAAAAGAAAAAUGGGAUAAACCUUGAAGAAGCUGAACAACUUGACUUUGAAGCAGAAGAAAGUGAUUCCCCCUCUAAGAAAAAAGAUAAAGAUGCAGAAGAAGAAGAAGACGGCGAAGUUAAGGAGCUGGAAGAAGGAGAACUGUCCGAUGAAGGGGAGGUUAGACCUGAGGAGACUGAGCCUCGUCCAGUUUGUCGUUUCUUUUCCCGAGGGCAGUGCACCUGGGGCUCAAGCUGCAGCUUUCGACACCCGGAAGCAUUGCUUCCUCCUAUACGGCCAAGGUUCCCUAGACCUUUUCUCAGUAUCCGGGGCAGAGGCCAUCAUUUUCCUUUCAGGACCUUCAAUCCCAGGUUUGUUCAUCCUGGAGUGACGGACAAAGGAAAUUAUACAAUGUUUGACAUGGUGCGGCCACUUGUGCCUAUGAACUCUGGACCUCCUCCUCCUCACAUUUAUCCUCCUAUUGAUUGCUACCGACCUCCGAUAGAAAGGCCACCAAUAAUGGGGCCUCCUCCUUAUCAACAGCCAGUCCUGCGCAGGGAAGAACCGCCGGGUGAAUCAGCUUGGGAAAGAGGCCUCAGGCAAGCUAAAGAGAUGUUGCGGAGGUCAACCAAACGGAAAGAAACUGAUGCUGAUUUUGAAGAGAAGAAGAUGACACUUGGAAUAUCUGGACAAGAAGAAUACGAUAAAGAAAACGACUAUUACCCUCGACCAUCCAGUCCUGUUUAUGAUGAUUAUCAUGAAAGAUCUAAAGAAGGUGAAAAGAGAUACCGGAGUGUAUCAGAUAGGUUUGGGGACUACCCUCCUCCCAGUGGAUAUUAUCGGGAAGGAUGGUACGAUGAUCGUUCUCGUUAUCAUCACUCCUCAAGACACCAUUCAUCGGGUAAGGAAGAUUCCCCACAUGCUAUGAAAAAUAGCGAAGCAAAAUUGCACAAAGGACAGAGUGGUUAUGGAAGUCGUAGUGUACCAGAAGAUUAUUAUGAAUCCAGAAAGAAGAAGUAUUCUUCGAGGGAAGUAGUGGUUCAAAGAGGCGAUAAAGGAUCCUGGAAAGAAAACAGCCCUCCAUCUGUGAGGAGUCGAAGUGGAAGGGGUGAUGAAUGGUCUGAUCCUUGGAUGAGAUCUAAAUCACCAUCAAGAAAGGGUGCAUCAAGGAAAAAAUCCUAUUCAUCCAGAUCCCGUUCUUCUUCAUAUUCAUCGUCUUCUUCUAGGUCCAGUUCGAGUUAUUCUUCAUACAGUCAUUCGAGAUCGCAAUCUUCAAUAUCUCGGUCAGGAUCCUCUAGGUCAAGGUCGAGAUCUUCAUUCUCUAGGAAAAAGCUUUCACCACUUUCGAGAAGAGCUAAAUCACCCUUUUCACGAGAAAGAAGGGUUGGUGAAGGGGACAGAGGCCUCCAUAUGAAUCCACCUCCACCUAGUCCUAGAGGAUUGUCCCCUCGAAGAAAUCCUACUCCUCCUCCCCAAGCAGAGCGAAAUAGUCGAAACAUCUCUGCAAGGCUACUAGCUGCAGCGAUGAGGGAUAGGUCAGUUUCAUCGAGGUCUAGCUCAGGCUCAGAGUCAUCAGGUUCAAGCUCUGACAGUUCAAGUGAUUCCGGAUCUAGCUCCAGUUCUAGUAGCUCAACUAGGCGCAAACAUAACCGAAAGAAAAUCGAACUGGAUGAAAAAUUAGCUCAAGCUGUUAAAGCUAAGGCUAAGGCAAUGGAUGCGUUGAAAUUGUCUGGACAAAAACAACAAAUUAAGCUGACCUUAAAGGGCACUGGCUCUUCCAUUUCUGAAAGGUUAGCUGCUCCACUCACACGUAAGAGGCCAGCUCCUGACUCUCCUAAUUCAGGUGAAGACGACAGCUCUCCGAAUGUUGCAAAGAAAAAGAGUGCCCCUUCAAGAAGGGAAGAACUUUUGAAGCAAUUGAAAGCUGUGGAAGAUGCUAUUGCAAGGAAAAGGUCCAAAAUUUAAUUCAGGGGAUACUUAUUUGAAGGCAAUUUGCUUGCCUUAAUUUCCUUUAUUCUUAAAAUUAUUUUUUUACAUACCUCUAGUAGAAGCUGCUCCUGAAUUAAAGGAACAUCAAUUUUUGACCAAGUUGUUUUUGAACUUUUUUAAUUGAAAUAUUUUUAUUUUGUACAAAUUGUCUCCUUACAGCCUUCUCUAAGGCAAUAUGUAUAUUAGCUUGGAAACUUUAUCGAAUGAGAUGUGUAUAAAAAAUUAAAAAAGAGAAAAGCUAUGUAAAAUGAUUGUCAUUUUUGAUGAAAAUAAUUUAUAACAAAAACAUUUUGUAGAUUUUAGUUUUGAACAAAUAAACCAUGAUCAGUAUUUAUAGCUCUGAUUUUUUUUGCUUUUAUAAUCCUCUCAUGAGGAUCAGUUUCAAUUAUACUUUGGCUUCAAUUAUUCCUGUUCCCUCGCUCUUUCUUCUUUCAGCCAUCAAUUUAUGGUCACACAGAAUACGCUUACUUUUUUCAGGCAAUUUUGUUAUUAAAAAAAAAAUAAGUUUCUUAACUGUUGGUUUUAAUAAUUGGCAAUUAGAAAUUAGUCCUUACCUGAGGUCUUUAAGUUUAUGCCAAUACACUUGUUGACAAACUACAACCUUAAAACUGAUGAUGCACUUGUUUGUACAACUUUCUUCACAAGAAACUUCGUAAAGAGCUAACUUUGACCUCACACUAAAUAAAAACGCACCAGUGAUGUCUGACCUAAUAUUAAGCAUCUUUUUCAUCAAAACCGACUAAACAGAUAUGGUACUUUGUACCAUCAAUUUUAUCAAAAAAACAGAUUUGAUAAUUUUGAUUGAUCUAAUCAUGUUGAUGUAAAAUUAAAUGGUGUUAAUUAUCUUGUUGGCAUUAACUCCAUUUAAAUAGUAUGACAGGGUUUAAAUGGCAAAAAUUUUCUUCUGAAGUACCUUCAAGUUUUGCAAGAAAGUGGGAGAAAUAUUUUUGCAGGUUAAAAACAAAUUUCCAAAAACAAGAGUAGUAAUAUAUAGAUAUAGAAUUUAUUUUAUUAAGAAGUUCGUAAUUGUUAUAUAAAUCAUAUUUGGUAGUAACAUAUAUUAUCUAUAAUAUAUCAUUGGAAAGUACAAGAUUUGAUAAAAAAUAAUAUUUAACAAUAUUCAUAAAAUCAAGUUUUAGAAGACAAUGGGAAGUGACCAAUGACAUAAUUGUUGUAGUUGUAAUGUCUACUUUUAUGUUAUUGAAUGGUAAAUAAAUGUUUCUGUAGAAACUAAAAGGAAAUUCCAAAGAAAAUACAUGAAAAUAAAUUUUAUGUUUUUGAGUUUGAUUAGCCAAAAAUGUAUAGUGCACUGAACUGUCACAAUUUAUAUUAAUUGCCUCAAGUUUGUAUUUAUAAUUAAAGUGAUAUUCUCAAGGUUUGUUAAUUUUCCGAAAAAAUAAAUUUGUGAAUGUUGAGUGAUGCAUAGUACUUAACUAGACUUUUUUAUGUUAUUGUUUUUUUUCAUUGCUGUUAUUAACAUCAUUUAUUGAUGAAGACAUUCCAAGAUAUCUGUAUAUCUUAAUAUAAUUUCAAUAUUUUAAUUUAUUUUCUUUUGCUUAUGUCAUGUAUCAUCUGAUUGAAUUUUAUCAUUUCAUAAUUAUUCAGAAGCCAGAUAAAUGUUUGUGGUGCAAUUUUACAUUCGUAUUACUUAUAGAGGACAAGGCUCCCAAAAUAAAAUUUAUAUUUUGAGUAAACUGAAGAAAUCAAGCUAAAUGACGUUAAAAAUGUUUCAAGUAGGCACAUUUUAUUUUUAUCACAAACCUAAUUGUGUUCUAUAUUUUAAUUUAUAUAUAACAUAUUGACUAUAAAUGAACUUUAUUGGGUUUGUUUUGUUUUUAAAAUUUAAAAAUCUAUUCCUAAUAUUUUUUUUCAAUUUCAAUUUUCUAUUGGUGAACCAAGAAAUAGUUCUUUAUUUGAUGAAAGUAGUGAGCACUAAGAGAUUAUUUUAUGGUGAUUUUGUAUACUUGAAUUUUUAAGAAGUAUUUAAUAUUGUAUGAGGAGUUGGUCUGGGGUGCUGUCAAAUAAAUACUAAAAAAUAUAAUAGUAUUUAUUUUAUCGCAUCCCCGACCAACUCCUUCUCAUAUCAUAAUCAUGGUCAACCGCCUUUACACCAUUUAAUAUUGUAGUAUUAUAAUUUUACUUGUGCUGAAUAGAGAAUGGCACUUCAGUGAUAUUUAAAGACUUGAAACUCACUCUACCAACAUACAAAGGUGCAGAAGACAUACACAGAUUGAGUCCAAAGGAACAUGUGAAUAAACCUUUAAUACAAAGCAAAAUAUAUUGUACCUUGCUAAUAUGGGUUGCAUUUUAAUUUUUUAAUGAAUUUGAAUAGCUUUCAAAUGAUUACCAACAUUUUUUGAGAUAUUCAGAGAAUAAUUGUUAGAAUUUUGACAUAAUUUUUUUAACCACUUUUUCCAAACCCAGCUUUAUUGGCACUGCCAUUUUUGAGAUAUAGUUAUAAACAAGUGAAUCACAUCUUUCUUUCAUAUGAGCCCUUCAGUUGACAAAAUGACUAACUCAAAAUUCAACAAUUUUGAUAAAUAAUUUUAGGGAUAUCUCUAGUGUGAAAAUGUAAACCUUUCUUCACAGUUCUAUAUUUCAACACUGCUAUCACCUACUCACUGUCUGUCCAGAUAUAAAUUUUCCAAUUAGAAAUAUCACUAAAAUGAUUUUACCCAAAAAUGUUGAAAUUUGAGUUGUCAUUCUGUCAACAGAAAGGCUUAUAUAUAAAAACUGGUUCACUUCAAUCUCGAAGACAAAAUAAAUCAUUGGUAAGAAUCAAGAAACCUCAGUUGAAGGGGAACAAUAAACAAUAAAACUGUUAGUAAGCAGAGAAAUUUUCAGUACGUAAAUUAACUCUUGAAAUUGUAAAAUCAUCAAACAAUAAUUAGAAAAAGGAAAAAUAUCGAAUAAAAUGAAUCCUUUAUUAAUACAAAGAACCACAUCUUCAACAGAAGAUAGCAAUAUUUAUAAGUGAAGACAUGAUUGGUUUUCGGAGGCGGGAAGGUAAAUCCAAAGAUAAAAGAGUGGCAAUUGCUUAAAAAAUAAAUUCUAAACUUAAUUUAUGAAUGGGGUUGAAUACUUGUCCCAAUUAUGAAACUUAAACUAAAGAGAAUAAAAGAGAUAAAUUAAUGCUUAUAUUUUAUUUUGUCAUAAAUAAUGAACUGAGUUAUAUUUAACAUCACAAUGGUCAGUCACUAAACACAUUACAUAGAAACUUGUUGCAGGAGAUAGACUGGACCACACAUCUAUUCAAAAUAUCAUGCAAUAGUAAAUAAGAAAAUCACAGUUAAACAGAAAACAUUAAAAAAAAAAAUAUUUACAGGUAUAGCAUGUUAAACUCUAUUUCUUACAUGGUGACUUUAUUUACAUAUAACGAUUUCAACAUAAAACUUAAAACAUAUUUUUUGAUUUAUCAGAUUCAUUCAAAAAAGAAAAUAAUGUAAAAACUCAGAUGACUAUAUACUAUACAUCAAAUUACGUAUAUGUAUACAUCAGUCGUAUAUGUAUCUUUAAAAACAAAUUUAAAAUAUGAUAUGGGUAUCUUUAAUAAACCAUUAGAUGGAGGGAGGUAAUACAUUGGAGUAAGCUGCUAUUUAUUUUUUACACUUUUCUCAGCAGCCUUUUUUGCUUUGACCAUUUCUACAAGGUCUUUGUAUCUCUUCAUACAGUCUUUCUUACUCCUCGAUGGAACACAAUCAGCUAUCCUAUCCCACCUUUCUGGUGUGCUCGCCGGGUAAGUCUUCAAGGCUUGCUCUAAUAAUCUCUGUUCUUCUGCAGUCCAUGCUAGUAGUUCUGGACCGUCAAAUCUGUAA